AUGGCCCAUCAUACCGACGACAACGUCGUCAAUGUGCCUACCAUGGCGGAGGAAGAUACCCAGCACGCCAUCGAGGUUCUGCAUUCGCAGGAGAAGAAGAUCAAUUGCUCUAAACGAUUGGUCAUCUAUUGCUUCGCCAUGGGGUUUGGAAGUAUGUCUUUUGGCUUCGGAUCUGCCAUCAUCGCCACUACACUGGGCCAGCCUUCAUUCAUCGAGUACAUGAACUUGGGUCCUGAUAAUCCAGACGCUUCUCAUAUUUUGGGUGCAAUCAACUCACUUUUUUACGCCGGCGGAUUUUUCGGGUGUAUCUUUGCUUCGUGGAGCAAUGACCGACUUGGGCGUAAGCCUACUAUCAUUAUCGCCGCUAUUUUGAUGAUCAUCUCCGGUGCACUGUGCGCGGGCUCGGUCAAAGUAGGAAUGUUCAUGGUGUUCCGUUUCUUCCUUAUGAUAUGGCCUAUAAUACUUACCAUAAUUACGUACAGCGGCUUAAUGUUCCUUAUUACGGUACCUCUCUGGAUCACAGAAGUGGCACCACCUCACGGUCGAGGUGUACUUGCAGAAAUCCAUGCCUGGAUGGCCGUUCUUUCAUACCUUAUUGCAGCUUACACAGGGAUCGGCUUCUUCUACUAUCGGUCGACAUCGCAUGCUGAGUGGCGCGCACCUCUAGCCUUUGUAGUCUUGUGGCCUCUCUUGACCUUGAUCUUUACGCCGUUUCUACCUGAAAGCCCGCGUUGGCUGUUGAUGAAUGGUCGAAGCGAGGAAGCAUUUUGCAUAGUUCAACGGCUGCAUCGUAACGAGAGCGAUAUUGAAACCGAGUUUGUUCUGGCCGAAUUUCAGAUCAUGAGGAGCCAGGUAGAGUUCGACGCUUCAUUGGAUUCCAGCUGGCGUAUCCUGUUCACCAGACCAUCUUAUCGACGUCGGUUACUCCUCUCGGCUUCCGUCUUGUUUAUACUCUACAGCACUGGCACUCAAGUAAUUACCAAUUACGCUCCAUCCAUCUACGCAGGCUUGAAUUUCAGCGCUGGGACGUCGCUUCAGUUCUCGGGGGGUCAGAUUCUCGUGGCUCUCCUGGCCAUCAGCAUCUCCAUGCUCUUCGUGGAAAAAGUGCCACGGAACUGGAUGCUCGGAGGCGGCACCAUGGCCACCGCGAUUCCUCUCGCUAUUGAAACCGUCAUAACAGCGAAGUACGUGGGUAGUACUAACACUGCCGGCCUCGCCGCAGGCGUAGCCUUUAUCUACAUGUACACCUUUGUCUAUACGAUUUUCCUAGAUGGACCAGGGUACUUUUACGCAAGUGAACUCUUUCCAACACAUUUACGAGCAAAGGGAUCAACGGUUUGUAUGGCUUGUUACUGUCUAACCAACAUCCUCUGGACCCAGGUGGCUCCGACAGCCUUCAGAAAUAUUCAAUGGAGAUUCUACAUUGUCUUUAUUGUGAAUGCCAUCGUCUUUAGCAUCUGCCAAAUCCUCUUCUAUCCCAAUACGCUUAAUAAGCCAUUGGAAGAAGUUGCAGAGAUGUUUGGUGACCAUGAUCUUGUUGGCCUUUACAGGGGGAUUCAAGCAGAGCGGCCAUCCAUAGACGAGAAGUUACACCCAACGUCCGACAUAGGGAACCCGCAGGAAAGCAUGGUUGAGAGCACAAAAUAA
This is a messenger RNA of Exophiala spinifera, 1647 nucleotides long. RefSeq lists its product as uncharacterized. Gene Ontology annotation, cellular component: membrane. Gene Ontology annotation, biological process: transmembrane transport; carbohydrate transport. The record is from RefSeq and is a predicted model, not a curated record. Gene Ontology annotation, molecular function: carbohydrate:proton symporter activity. The coding region runs from base 1 to 1647 and encodes 548 amino acids. Lineage: Eukaryota; Fungi; Ascomycota; Eurotiomycetes; Chaetothyriales; Herpotrichiellaceae. The transcript is spliced from 5 exons.